Molecule: messenger RNA, 2796 nt
Organism: Myotis davidii
Lineage: Eukaryota; Metazoa; Chordata; Mammalia; Chiroptera; Vespertilionidae
Gene: MROH5
Product: maestro heat like repeat family member 5
Exons: 22
Coding region: 1-2796 (931 amino acids)
Cellular component (GO): cytoplasm
Source: RefSeq, a predicted model, not a curated record
AUGGACGGGCAGCAUUCGGAAACGCAACACAGCCACACCACGGCUGACAGGACGUCCUCAGCCCUGUCCCCAAGCCCUAGAAUCUCCUCCUGCAUCUCGGAAUCCACAAAGGACCUGUCCUAUGGAAGGGACCCUCAGACCUCUGCCCACCAGGACAGACCAGCGCACCCCCCCACCAUCUUCCUGUGCAAGUCCGACAUCAGCCAGGCGGCCCUGGGGCCCCAGGCACACAAGAUGUUCUUGGAGAAAGCCUACAACGCAGCCAUCUGCUUCAAGAUGCUCCGAGACCUGAACGGCUCAGACCCCGUCCGCCUGAAGUACAUCGUCAAGAAGGUGCAGAGCAUGGCGUACAAAGCCCCCAACCUGGUGCUGGAGACCAUCCACGACUACUUUGCCGACAACCCUGAGAUCUCCGACCGGCACCGGUUCCGGCUGUUCCACAUUCUGGAGACCGUCAUCGGGGCCAGUGGCUCCCUGGAGGAGACCUGGGCGCACGCCUUCAUGAGACUGGCCCUGGAGAACAUGACCAAGUCCACGAGACCCCUCUCUCCCACAGAGGAGCUCUUCAACCAGGAGGAGAAGGUGUGCUGGGAGGAGUGGCUGACCAAGGUGGCCUUUAAGUCGGCCCAGUUCCUGAAGGUGGACGUGUGGUCCAAGGAGCUGCUGUGGGCCCUCACCAGGCCUGACCGGACCUUCCAGGAGCAGGCCCCCGAGAAGGCCUUCCUGUUCGUCUUCUACGGGCUCAUCCUUCAAGCUGAGGACGACAGCGCCAGGGUCAGGACGCACCUGGGCACCCUCCUGGGGACGUCCCACCAGUGGCCGAAGCAGCGGGAGGGCAUCGCCCUCACGGUGGGGCUGACGGCGGUCCGCCACCUGGACCACGUGUGGGCCGCCCUGGAGCAGUUCGGCCGCAGCUCGCCCAUCAAGUGCAGCCUGCACAGCUUCUCCCCAAAGACUUCGGAGGACCUGCGGUGGAAGUGGGCCAGCAGCACCAUCCUCCUGGCCUACGGGCAGAUGGCCGUCAAGGCCAAGGCCCACAUCCUGCCGUGGGUGGACAACAUCUUGUCUCGGAUGAUCUUCUUCUUCCGCUACAGCUCCUGGGACGAGACCCUGAAGCAGAGCUUCCUCACCGCCAUCCUCAUGCUGGUGCGCGCCGUCAGCCGCAACGGGGAGGCCCAGAGCUACCAGUUCUCCCAGAUCCCCGAGCUCUCCGAGUGUCUGAUGGUUUUGAUGGAGAAGGAACCCAAGGACUCGCUGUGCACGUCGACCCGCCAGCAAAUGAAAGAGAACUUAAUAAAUAUACUGUGCUCAAAACACAAAUUCAGCAGCCUCUGUCAGCUGAGGCCGCCCCUGAACCUGGAGAAGAAGUCGCGGCUCCUGACUGUCUGCCUGCGCAGCGUGCUGAACCUCUACAACCAGACCGCAGAGGCGCUGGACCAGAUGAUGCAGACCUUCAUCACACAGAACCCCACGGCCGAGGAGCUGCACUUCCUGCUGUCGCAUCUGUAUGUGUGGCUGGCGUCGGAGAAGGCGCACGAGCGGCAGCGGGCUGUGAAGAGCUGCAUGAGCCUCCUCAGAUUCCUGAGCAAUAACCUCUACCUGGACCCGAAAGAGGACUUCAAGCGGCUCGGGCAGCUGGUGGGCAUGCUGGGGAUUCUGUGCCAGGACCCCGACCAGGCCACCCAGCACUCCAGCCUGGAGGGCCUGGGCCACCUCCACCAACUCCUGGUGCACCAGAGAGGUGAGCUCCUGCCAGCCAGCACCCCAGUCCCCAAGAAGCUGGCCCCCGCCGGCCAGGACGAGGCCCUGCUCUGGAGCAGCGGAGACCAGAAGGCCGCACCCCCCGCGCCCCGGGCGGUGGCGUUCCCAAAGGACCAGCUCUUCCAGCUGAGCAGCCACCAAGUCACCAAGGAGGUCAUGAAGCUUCUCACGCAGGCAGAGCUGACCGACCUCAUCUGGACGGCCAUCGAAGGCCUGGGCUCCACCAGCCCCUUCCGCGUGCAGGCGGCCGCCCGCGUGCUGCUCACUGCCGUCCAGGAGCACGGGCCCAAGCUGGAGACUGUUGCCAGCCUGGGCCAGGCCAUCCACCUGCAGCUCUGCUCCGUCCGCAUCCCCCAAGCCAAGGAGGAUGCGCUGCAGGCCAUCACCCUGCUGGCCCGGAACCACACCCCCGAGCUGGUGGCCGCCUUCCUGGACUUCUCCGUCACCCUGGACAGGGCCAUGGUGCAGAGCCCCUGCAGGCAGAUCAAGGCCGUGGCCAGCCAACUGCUGCCCAGCCUGCAGAGCCGGGAGGAGCGGGCGAGGAAGGUGGCCAUCCUCAUCCUCAAUGAGUUCCUCUACAGCCCGGCCCUGCUGGAGGUGCUCCCCGAACCGGAUGCCCUGAUGGUGCUGGCCCAGAGCAUCAGGGACCCCAGCCCAGCGGUGCGGGUGCUGAGCCUGCAGGGGCUGGCGAACAUCCUCUUCCACCCCGAGAAGGUGAGGCCGGCGCUGGCACCAGGCGGAGGUUAUACCACCUGCUACCACACCCGGGCCCUGUCCCAGGUGGUGAGCGACGCGGACCUGAAGCUGCUGCUGUGCAGGGACACUGACAGGACCAGGGGACAGGGCCAGGCCUGGGUGUGGGGCAGGACAGGCCGGUCCUCCAGAGACAAGCGGAAGUCUGUGCGGGGCCCACAAAGAACAGCCCCUCCCGCCCGAGCCCGCACCACGGCCGCCAGGGUCCUGGGCUCCGGCCGCACAGUCUUCAGCGUGUCUCCGCUUGGAGCCCGUAAUUACCAAGGAGGGGGCUGGCGAUGA